AUGGCUCCAGGUAUAAAUGUGAGCGACUCGAGGCCACUGGAGACGACAAAUAGACCAGACGAAUGGAAGAUAGAGCAGGGUCUCCAUGGUGCCAAGAUACCCUUUCUCGACCAGACCGGGAAGGUCACUGUCGAGAUUCUUCCAAGAGAAGAGCCUACACCAUGGACAGAAGGUGGCUCUCUCGAUAUGGUGUCGAACAAAGAUGAAGAGUUCAAAGAAGAGAGAAAAGGCUGGAAAGGAUAUGUCGAAUGGGAAGCGUACCCCGAAAAGAAAGUGAAAGCCCACAAGAUACUGGAGAGAAUACCAACCAAGAACCCGGAAUACCAGAUGGGCCCUAUUCCCGACAGCAAUCCCGUUCUUCCAGGCACCAAUUUCAAGAAGUGGCACCAUGCCAUCGCAGGUGGACUCAAAGAUGAGCCUGAUAGUAGCUGGAACACUGUACUAAAGGAGAAGCACCCAGAGAUGCUCCAUCUACUUCAGUUUCCCUACAAUGGAGAACCACCGAAACGGCUCACAACUGCCAAAGCCGUCACGCCAAAUAAUUUGCAUUUCGUCAGGAACCAUGGAGGCAUACCCCUCAUCGAUGAGGACAAGUUUACGUUCGACGUCGAUGGUCUAGUCAACAGCCCUCAGAGCUUCAACAUGAAGGAUAUCAUGGACGAAAGCAGAUUCCCUCGCAUCAGGAAGAUGAUCACGAUGCAGUGUUCCGGCACCCGUCGUAUCGAGCAAAUCUCACUUUAUGCUGGUCAAGGAGAUGAGGUGCCUCAAGCUCCGUGGGCUGAGGGAGCGAUUGGCAACGCCGAAUAUGUCGGCAUCAGCUUGAAGAAAGUCAUCAAAGCUUGUGGUGGUCUCAAAGACGGCGCCAAACAUCUUGAGUUUUACGGUGCUGACACCUAUUUCAAGAACAACGAAGCCAUGAACUACGUCGUCAGCGUUCCAUGGAGUAAGGUCAAAACCAAUGAAGUCUUGCUGUGCUGGGAGAUGAACGGCGAACGUCUGCCCGCUAUCCAUGGCUUCCCACUUCGGGUGAUGGUGCUGGGCUACAUCGGUGCCCGAGGCGUCAAAUGGCUGUACCGCGUCAAAGCCAUUGAGCAUCCGAGUGAGGCUCCAGUGCAGAGCAAGGAGUACCUCUACUUCAAUCAGCAGGUUGGCAAGCACAACCAAGUUCCCACCGAUGGAAUUCAGAUUCAGGAAAUGCCAGUGAGCUCCGCCAUCAUGUCGCCAUGGCAGACGCAGGCUGUCAUUCACAACGGCAGCAUCCACUGUGAAGGAUGGGCGUAUUCUGGUGGAGGUCGUUGGCCGGAACGCGUAGAGCUCAGCGCGGACGGGGGCUUUAGCUGGUACCCUGUACCACUUGAGAACAUGUCCAAGAAGCACAAAUUCGCUUGGCGUAUCUGGGAGAUAGACCUACCAUGCGACGUCGAGGGCUGGAUCGAGAUCGUCUGCCGGACUUGGGACAACUCACUCAACACCCAGCCUUUAAACGUCCGAGCGGCGUGGAACUGGGGCCUUCACGUAACGUCGAGUGCCCACCGCGUGAAAGUCUACAGUAUCAACAAGUCGAAGCCAGCCACAGCCAAAAAGCUGGCCUUGUUUGAGAAGACUGACAGCCCUCUUGCUCCGAUCACCUGGCCAGAGGAGUUUACUACACAGACUAUGGAUGAAUACAGGAAGUUUUGGGGACAGCAUGAUCCCAGAGACGUUGACGAUUAG
Messenger RNA from Zasmidium cellare ATCC 36951, 1713 nucleotides. RefSeq lists its product as uncharacterized. Gene Ontology annotation, cellular component: mitochondrion. NCBI's taxonomy places the organism in Eukaryota, Fungi, Ascomycota, Dothideomycetes, Mycosphaerellales, Mycosphaerellaceae. The transcript is spliced from 4 exons. Gene Ontology annotation, molecular function: oxidoreductase activity; molybdenum ion binding. The record is from RefSeq and is a predicted model, not a curated record. Bases 1 to 1713 code for a protein of 570 amino acids.